Molecule: messenger RNA, 1300 nt
Organism: Trematomus bernacchii (emerald rockcod)
Lineage: Eukaryota; Metazoa; Chordata; Actinopteri; Perciformes; Nototheniidae
Exons: 2
Coding region: 492-1049 (185 amino acids)
Source: RefSeq, a predicted model, not a curated record
UACAGCAACAAAAAAUAACACAGCUGUUUUUACUUUGGCUGUGGUAGCUUCUGAAUAUAAACUGCUUUACAUUAACAAACUUUUCACAAGAUUACAAAUGCAACAUCUACCACAUCAUCUCAUCCAUCUGGCUGUUUUUCCAAACAGCUACAGCUCCCUACAGAGUGGGGAGGUUGAUUAGCCAAUUAGCACGCCUCGUUUGCAGGUGUGACCGCUCAGUUUAAUCUGGUGCAGGUUGUCUGGUAAUUCUAAAAUGGGUUCAGUGUGCUGGCUCAUAAAUAUCCUAAAUCAAACCUUCCUUCUGAGAGGUCAAUUUCAGAAUUCACUUUCUGACUUUUCUCCACAGUGAGGGUAAAGUGUCACUCAUUUAUUCAGUGUCAUAUAUAAUUAAAUCUAAAAGAAAUGGGAGAUCUAGGCUCAAAGCUCAAGAAAGACGGAUUUCAAACAGUGGGGCUUCAGACCUGAGUCAGUAAUGCCUGAACGAACUCCCAAUGAGUUGUUGUCAAAAAAGGAAUGAAAUGCGUCCCUAUGGCCUAAGGAGGAGUAUUCGAUGUCCUCAGAAAUAUGGGGAGACGACUAAAGAGAGGAAAUACAUGGUGGCCCCAGCUACCGAUUUGUACUGUCUGUGUGAGCAGAGUGAAGCAGACCCCCAGAAACCCCUGGAUGACAGAUAUAUAAGAAACGCUGCCGUUCUUCCUGAUCUAAAUCUGCCCCACAGCGACAGAGGCCUCGCUGGAGAAGAGAGGACCUCCGUCAGCGUGUCAAACCCCCAGCCGGGCCCUCUGAUGAUCCACGGCUUCACAGUGCCAGAGUUCCAGCAGACGUAUCGCUCCGUGGUGGACCCUCUGCUCUUCAGGCCCUGCGGGAAGCUCGCAGCCUACAGUCUGGAGCGGGGCCGUGACAUAAAGGACCGUCUGUUCCAAGAGCUGGCCUACCCCACACUUCAAAUCUCAGAGCAGCAAAAUGGAAAGCUGGAGGUGAUGGAGAGGUUUUGUGUGCUCCGCCCGACACCUUUCAUAGAUAUUGAAAGUAAUGGGGAACCUCAGUGAUAUCCUCCUGCUGAGUUUUGUAUGAUUAUCAGACAUGUUCUUUUCUGUUAUGAGCCAUUGUUUUUCUUUUUAUGUCACUUGAUACUUUAUAUAUUAAGAUUUUGUUUUCCUUGAAAAGUUGUGGCAGAUGGAUUGAUAUCUAAAAUGUGUGUUGAAAAAAUGUCAAUUGUUUGACAUUUACAAUAAAGCUCCUCUUUAAAGCGGUUUCAAAAAACACACAAUGCAAGACCAAAUAAACCAAAAUCUGUGAA